Messenger RNA from Carassius auratus (goldfish), 4730 nucleotides. Its product is annotated as mucolipin-1-like. Bases 218 to 1960 code for a protein of 580 amino acids. NCBI's taxonomy places the organism in Eukaryota, Metazoa, Chordata, Actinopteri, Cypriniformes, Cyprinidae. The record is from RefSeq and is a predicted model, not a curated record. Gene Ontology annotation, molecular function: NAADP-sensitive calcium-release channel activity. Gene Ontology annotation, cellular component: plasma membrane; lysosomal membrane. The transcript has 15 exons.
UGGUGUUGUCUGAUCACGUGACCUCAUCGGAAGUUGCCUGUGCUGCUCGCGAGUCGCAAGUGGUCGCUUGUAAACAUGAGCUAACCGGAGAGGAGCCCUUUAAUUAACCACUGAGGGCCAAAACAAGCCUGCUGAUCAGAUUCUGGUUCUUUUGUACUGUUAAUUAAACUGGGAUUUUAAUGCCGACGGCUUCUACGCGGGAUUUUAAAUCGCUGACAUGGCCGAGGUCGACGCGAAUAAAGUCAAUCAUGUUUCCGCCGAAGAGGAUAGGCUACUGUUUCCGGUGACAGGCUAUGGUUUUAAUGACUGCAGGGAUGAGUAUAGUAACCCAAAGCCGUCCCCAGUUGCAGGUGGCUGGAUAGGUGCUGACCAAGAAGAGGAAGCAUUGCGCAGGAAGUUAAAAUAUUUCUUCAUGAGUCCCUGUGAAAAGUACCAAGCCAAAGGCCGAAAACCUUUUAAACUGGUUUUGCAAAUACUGAAGAUCAUUAUAGUAACUAUACAGCUGGUACUUUUUGGUUUGAGCAAUGAGAUGGCGGUGACGUUUAAGGAGGAAAACACAGCCUCAUUUAAACACCUUUUUCUCAAAGACUAUGAUGAUUCAAAUGACGCACUUGCUGUUUACACACAGAGUGAUGUUUAUGACCACAUGUUUUACGCAAUAGAACAGUACCUGGCUUUGCCAGAGAAUACAGUGGGCCGCUAUGCAUAUGUGUAUAAUGUUGGUGUGAAUGGAAGUGCGCUUUCCCUGUGUCAGCAAUAUUAUAAAAGAGGAAGGAUUGACCCAGCUAACGACACCUUUAACAUCGAUCCACAUGUGGUCACAGACUGUAUCGGAGUGAACCCUUUGUCCACUCCCACACCAAGUCUGGGCAUUGAUUACAGGAACUUCACCCUCAAGUUUCACAAGCUCAUUAAUGUCACCAUACAGUUCCAGUUGAAGGCUAUAAAUCUUCAGACCAUCAUCCACAAUGAAAUUCCUGACUGUUACACUUUCUUCAUUACGAUUCUGCUGGAUAACAAGGCCCACAGUGGUAAAGUUAAGAUCAGUCUUGAAAAUCAAGCCUCCAUUAAGGAGUGUAAAGACCCAAGUGUGUCUGGACCCGCUGAUAGUUAUGCUCGUGUGUGGUUUGACGGGGUCGUUUUAAUGGUGUGUGGUUUCUCUCUGCUCCUCUGUGGUCGCUCUAUAAUCAAAGGAAUAAUUCUUCAAAAUGAGUUUGUGAGGUACUUUAAGACCUCUCUGAAGCGUGAUGUUCGUUGGGGAGACAGAAUGGAGUUUAUUAACGGAUGGUAUAUUCUGCUCAUCAUUAGCGAUGUGCUAACUAUCACAGGCUCCUUCAUCAAGAUCGGCAUUGAGCUAAAGAACCUCUCAUCCUACGAUGAGUGUGGGAUCCUCUUGGGCACCUCAACGUUAUUGGUUUGGGUUGGAGUUAUUCGCUACCUCACCUUUUUUCAGAAGUACAAUAUUCUCAUCGUCACUUUACAAGCUGCAUUCCCUAAUGUGAUCCGUUUCUGUUGCUGUGUGGCGGUGAUCUACCUCGGUUAUUGCUUCUGUGGGUGGAUUGUGCUGGGACCCUAUCAUGUUAAGUUCCGCUCUCUCUCACUGGUGUCUGAGUGUCUUUUCUCUCUGAUCAAUGGAGAUGACAUGUUUGUGACCUUCAGCGGCAUGCAAGAGAGCAGCAUGCUUGUCUGGGUCUUCAGUCAGGUUUAUCUUUACACAUUCAUCUCUCUGUUCAUUUACAUGGUGCUCUCGCUCUUUAUCGCUCUUAUCACUGGAGCUUACGAGACCAUCAAGCAUCAAACUCAGGAGUCUGUCCAUAUCACUGAUCUGCACGCGUUCAUCGCUGAGUGCACUGACACGCCCUGCUCUGGAAAGUUUCGCGGGUUCGAGACCUCGCCCUGCUCUGUUUUCUGCUGCUGUGACAGAACCACCACAUAUGAGGACGUGCACCUCAUCAACUAGUACAAUCUUGGGACUUGACGCCUGAAGAUCCCUCUGCUGGCCACCUUGCAGUAGUGCAACAGGAAAGAAGCCAGUGGCAAUGUGAGGAAAGCUCCAGACAAAAUUCCCAAGUCGUCACAGUCGCUUCACUUUGGACCUUAAGUGGAGAAGAGCAUAUAGGAUUUUAACAGAAGAAUUGCUCCAGUCUCUGAAAAUUUAAGUUUUACCUCAAACUGAUUUUAGUUUAACUUUAUUCUGGAGGUUGAUAAAGGCAGCCCAGUACCGCCUCUUUGUCUGUACUGAUAAAUACACUAAGGAGGUUGAAUUUAAACAGUAUUAGACAGACAACAAACUGCACACACGCAGGCGACAUGUACAAUAACCAUUGCCUGAAUGUUGUUCGUUCAGUGCAUGUGCUGUGGUGUGCAAGUGGGUCAUCAGUGAUCAAUACUGGGAGACAUAGUGGUCAGUGCUUCUAUUGCUUCUCGUUCUGUUGGAUAGUUUUUAUGUCUUUGAGUAACUUCUAGUCAUGUGCAACGUCUGCAACCAGAAGAAAACUGAACUGGCAGGCCUAAGAGUUAAGCAGAUGUAGAACACUGCUGCUGCCAAAUAAAACGUGAUUAAACAUCAUCAUAAAAAAAUAAAUCCCCUUAUUCAGCACUUAGAGCAGAAACUGCCAUCCCUGGUGUCUUGAUAUCAUCUCCAUGUAUCCAUUACAAUUAUAGCCUUUUUAUUUAGCCUUUUUCCCUAGAAACGUAGCCUUAACUCUUUCUGGUGUGUAGAGCUGGCUGUAAUUUGGAAUGUAAUGCCUCAUGGUUGAAGAGGGUGACUUUCAGUUGCUUUUUCUAUUUUUCUGAGCUUUCUGUAAACAAGUUCACCAGUAAUGAUACCUCCAUAAUUUGAUUCCAUACUGAUUUAUUUGUUUAAUAUGAAUCAAAUCACUCGCUUUGCAAACCAUAAGUGAAAUCUUAUUUUAUAAAUUUUAUUGGACAGUCUUAACCUUGAUGAUCCAGUGUCCAUCCACCCUUCAUCAGCUUUGUUUUAAAACGGAGGCCUUCAAGAACAUUAUUGUAGGAUUACUGGCACAGUGUUCUGUUACCAUGGUGACAUAUUAGAGCAAUAGAACUCAUCAGACGUGCUUGACCCAUGCAUGACUCUCACUUCAGAGAGCUAACAAGCCUAAAUAUAUUAUCUUCUCCAUUAUACUUGACUGAUUGGAGAAGGAAGGAAAAAGAUCUAUAUUCUGGGGCCUGUGCAAGCCAUUACUUCAAGUGCACAAUAAGUAGGACAAGUCAGUGAACUGCUUUCUUGUCAUAUUGCAUGAUUAGAUUUCCCUUUUAAUUCUUCUGUAUUAUUGUUGUAAUGUAGUGUUUUAUUUAUGUUGUGUUGGCUCUGUUGCCUUUCUGCUUCAAAUGAAUUUAAAGCGCACAAUCUGCAAACAGACUACACUUUCUGUUACUAACAUGUGAAGCUAGACAGUGAUGUUUUUCAGAAGUCACAUCACAUCUCAUGUUGCCUGAUAAUUGUGUCUUUUUAAAUGUUUUGUAAUGGACAACUUGUUCAAAUACUUUGCUGACCAAGGCAACACAAGCAGCCUGUAGAUAAAGUGAUGUAGAAGAAUCUACUGACUUUAAAAAUUGAGGAUUUUUCUUUUAUUUGUUUUAAAUACUUGUACAAGUGUCAUUGCACAUUUUUCCCCAAAAACUUUGGUCUUGACAGGGUCAUUUUUUUAUGUACUCAUGUAUUGUUCAAUACAGUGAUUGUUUAAUAUUGACACAUUUCCCUUGUCCUGUUGUUGUUCCCUAUUAGAGUAAAUUAGUACACUUUUUAAAGCUGUAUUGAUACAUGUAAUCAUUUCUUACUCCAUGAACACUAGGUUGUAUAAUGAGAGUAUUUGAUCACAAAUCUGAAGCCUUUAAAAUUGUGCAUGGCAUCUGUGGCCCCUAAAUUGCACUUGUAAAAUAUUAAAGUUGCUAAAAAAUAUUUAGUCAAGAUUAUUGUAUGUGGAAGAGGGGAAGGGAGUUUGUAGGCAUGUUUGAAUAGCUGGUCUAAACAGGUGCAUGGACCAUUGCAUCAGUGUACCUUGUUUGAGUUGGCUAUCUGAGACCUCAGGAAAAGAUUACACACACUGUUCAAACAGAGCAACCCCCUCAGAUGUUGAUCUCAGACCUGUGGCCCUUCUAUAAAGCCCUACUUCCCUAUUGUCAACCUGCGGUGGGAGUCUGAAAAUGAGACACACCCAGCAAUUCAAAACCGAAUGAGUUAACUGGAAGAGAUUUCAUUUAACUGCCUCAAUAAGUCCAUUGUGAUCAUAUACAAACAGGUUUUACAGCAGUAUAACAAGAAGAUAAUCUUCUGAGGCUUAAUUUUGACUGAUUUCUUUAUUCAUCUAAUCCAAAACUACUACUGUGAUGUGCUCCGAUGCUCACAAUAUCUUCUAGUGUAACUUAACCUUGUCAUAUGGGUGAGGAUACCAAAUGCCAGACUGAUGCGAAUGGUAUUGAAAAUGUGCUAUAUGAUUGGCUCAACCCAUAGAUUCAAAUUUGCAUAUUAAAGACAAAGCUGAUUUUAAAUAAAAGCUAGACAAGAAGAGCAAUGUAGUAUAGGACAUUACACAGCUGCAGGCCUGUGAGAAUCCAUUUACUUCCAAUGGGGACUAUUUAGACUGGACUAUUUCUUCUUUUACAAAGCUUUCUAUGUAUGUAAACAAAUCUUAUCCAUGUAAACAAAAAUCAAGUGUUGCUUGUCCAUAAAUGACCCUUUCUUUGUUUAAAAAUAAUGUUUGCUGUCA